GCAUACACAGUACAUAUAAUCAAGCAUGGAGGCUGGGCAGCAGAGGCGCCAAGCUGUGCACCACGAGUCAUUCAGGGCAACAGGCACAACACUGCCACGCCCAUCUUGGCAUGCUGACAUCCGACGUCACCAUGAUUGAUCUUUGGGCAAGUCAGGUACACAGCUCAGCGCAUUCCAUCCGAUAUCCGUUGGAUGGUGGACAGAUCGUCCGGCAGGUCUCUCUCGGCAUUGAUUUUAGUGUCUCGGGGGACAGGCCCAGCGCUAACUUGCAGCACAUGUACACAUGUACUAUUGUAGCAAGUAAGAACGAACGGACUAAUAAGAUCAACUCCACCAGCCAACUCAAUCCAGCCAAGACAACCAGUGGUCAUAGGAUCGUGAAAGGGUAUGUCAGCCAAGAAGCCCUGAGUUCAUACGCGGUAGGACCUCCAUGCCUCCAGCUGCCCAUGCCCGGGCCGAGGGCGGAUCAGCCCGCCCAGCGCCACUCCCACAGCCUCACGCACUCUAUGGGGUGGAGAUUUGUUGGGUAUGCUUGCCAGGCGCAUGAGAAUACUUCUUGCCCGUCAAAAGUGGAGCCUCAAGUGUGAACUUUCUGAUAACUUACCGAUGGUGAGACCUACUGAGCACGGCCUCCGCGUCAAAUCACGACUGAGUGGUGACUACCACUAUCUAAACAUCUGGCGGGAACUGAAGAUUCUCUCCAUAGAAAGAGCUAGUAAAUGCGACCGGGGGAUUCCCUGGUUAAGUACUAGUAGGUGGUUCUGUUGGAAGGUUUUGCCGUGAUGGUCGGG
Messenger RNA from Aspergillus brunneoviolaceus CBS 621.78, 791 nucleotides. RefSeq lists its product as uncharacterized. The record is from RefSeq and is a predicted model, not a curated record. The coding region runs from base 111 to 587 and encodes 158 amino acids. The transcript has a single exon. NCBI's taxonomy places the organism in Eukaryota, Fungi, Ascomycota, Eurotiomycetes, Eurotiales, Aspergillaceae.